This is a messenger RNA of Daucus carota subsp. sativus, 1700 nucleotides long. RefSeq names its product polyubiquitin. Gene Ontology annotation, molecular function: ubiquitin protein ligase binding; protein tag activity. NCBI's taxonomy places the organism in Eukaryota, Viridiplantae, Streptophyta, Magnoliopsida, Apiales, Apiaceae. The record is from RefSeq and is a predicted model, not a curated record. The transcript is spliced from 2 exons. Bases 160 to 1536 code for a protein of 458 amino acids. Gene Ontology annotation, cellular component: cytoplasm; nucleus. Gene Ontology annotation, biological process: protein ubiquitination; modification-dependent protein catabolic process.
ACAAACCACCUCUCCUUCUCCGUAGCCGUCUCGAAGACGCAUUCACCCCUCUUUGCACUUAUAUAUACAGCCCCUCAUCUCCUCUUCUCCUCACAAUUAUCUUUCUCUUCUCAUCAUAUACAUACACUUUUCUGUCUCUAUAUUUUCAUCAAUUUCAAGAUGCAAAUCUUUGUGAAAACCCUCACCGGAAAGACCAUCACCCUUGAGGUCGAAAGCUCCGACACAAUCGACAACGUCAAGGCCAAAAUCCAGGAUAAGGAAGGCAUUCCCCCAGACCAGCAGAGGUUGAUCUUCGCUGGCAAGCAACUUGAAGACGGCAGGACCCUUGCCGACUACAAUAUCCAGAAGGAGUCAACUCUCCAUUUGGUCCUCCGUCUUCGUGGUGGUAUGCAGAUCUUCGUCAAGACUUUGACAGGGAAGACCAUCACCCUUGAAGUCGAGAGCUCUGACACGAUCGACAAUGUCAAGGCCAAGAUCCAGGACAAGGAGGGUAUUCCCCCAGACCAGCAGAGGUUGAUCUUUGCUGGUAAGCAGCUUGAGGAUGGCAGGACCCUUGCCGACUACAACAUCCAGAAGGAGUCAACUCUCCACUUGGUCCUCAGGCUCCGUGGUGGUAUGCAGAUCUUCGUCAAGACCUUGACAGGAAAGACAAUCACCCUUGAGGUCGAGAGCUCUGAUACGAUCGACAAUGUCAAGGCCAAGAUCCAGGACAAGGAAGGUAUUCCCCCAGACCAGCAGAGGUUGAUCUUUGCUGGUAAGCAGCUGGAGGAUGGAAGGACCCUUGCUGACUAUAACAUCCAGAAGGAGUCCACUCUCCACUUGGUCCUCAGGCUCCGUGGUGGUAUGCAGAUCUUUGUCAAGACCUUGACCGGAAAGACUAUUACUCUUGAGGUUGAGAGCUCUGACACCAUUGACAAUGUCAAGGCUAAGAUUCAGGACAAGGAAGGGAUCCCUCCAGACCAGCAGAGGUUGAUUUUUGCUGGCAAGCAGUUGGAAGAUGGCAGGACCCUAGCUGAUUACAAUAUCCAGAAGGAAUCAACCCUUCAUCUUGUGCUCCGUCUCCGUGGUGGUAUGCAGAUCUUUGUCAAGACCUUGACCGGAAAGACUAUUACUCUUGAGGUUGAGAGCUCUGACACCAUUGACAAUGUCAAGGCUAAGAUUCAGGACAAGGAAGGAAUCCCACCAGAUCAGCAGCGUUUGAUCUUUGCUGGAAAGCAAUUGGAAGACGGCAGGACUCUUGCUGAUUACAACAUUCAGAAGGAGUCUACACUUCACCUUGUGCUUCGUCUGCGUGGUGGUAUGCAGAUCUUUGUUAAGACUCUGACUGGAAAGACUAUCACCUUGGAAGUGGAGAGCUCCGACACCAUUGAUAAUGUGAAGGCCAAGAUUCAGGAUAAGGAAGGUAUUCCUCCAGAUCAGCAGAGGUUGAUCUUUGCUGGUAAGCAGCUUGAGGAUGGAAGGACCCUUGCAGAUUACAAUAUCCAGAAGGAGUCUACCCUUCACUUGGUGUUGCGUCUUCGUGGUGGUGAUCUCUAAGCCUGUUGGAAGCGCCCGUGGCUGUGGUUUCUGAAAAGAAGUUUGUGUUUCUGUUGAACUUGUUUGUUUUAAAUCAAAGUUUGUUUUAGUGUUUUCCCCUGUGGGGGAAAGAACAAUGUGUUGUGGUGGCUUUAAGUCUUAAUAAAAGAUCAGUUUAAUAAGUA